Poeciliopsis prolifica (blackstripe livebearer) is the source of this 4109-nucleotide messenger RNA. It is a transcript of the gene prkacba, whose product is annotated as protein kinase, cAMP-dependent, catalytic, beta a. Gene Ontology annotation, biological process: peptidyl-serine phosphorylation. The coding region runs from base 191 to 1333 and encodes 380 amino acids. Gene Ontology annotation, molecular function: ATP binding; cAMP-dependent protein kinase activity. The record is from RefSeq and is a predicted model, not a curated record. NCBI's taxonomy places the organism in Eukaryota, Metazoa, Chordata, Actinopteri, Cyprinodontiformes, Poeciliidae. Gene Ontology annotation, cellular component: cAMP-dependent protein kinase complex; nucleus. The transcript is spliced from 10 exons.
GACGACGGUGGACAUGUAUUUGGCCACUGUAGCAGAGGACGUGAACAGGAAGCUCAACUUUGUGUGGUUAACCAGCCAUUGCAGAGCACUUGACUGCAUACAGGAAGUUAGUAUCACUGGGGUUAAGCCUGCAAACGGUUUCUUUGCCUGAGAGCUUUUCUUACUCGCACAUCGAGAUAUUUGCCUUAAAAUGGCACAGGGAAAGGAUCACUCCUUUGCCAGUCGCUUAAUCAACAAAUAUCUUAAGAGUGGACAAGAAAACAAGGGACAGGAGAGUGAGGUGCCUCUGAUCUCUGAGUUCACCGUCAUGUGGGAUAAAUUGAUGAAAGAGUUCUUAGCAAAAGCCAAAGAAGAUUUUUUAAGAAAAUGGGAGUGUCCCGCACAGUGUACAACAACCCUGGAUGAGUUUGAAAGGUUCAAGACUCUGGGCACUGGCUCAUUUGGACGUGUGAUGCUUGUGAGGCAUAAAGGAACAAACCAGUUCUACGCCAUGAAGAUCUUGGACAAGCAAAAAGUGGUGAAGUUGAAGCAGAUAGAGCACACACUAAAUGAGAAAAGAAUACUACAGGCUGUCUCCUUCCCUUUCCUUGUCAGAUUGGAAUACGCUUUCAAGGAUAACUCAAACCUCUACAUGGUGAUGGAAUAUGUGCCCGGUGGAGAAAUGUUCUCACACCUCAGACGCACAGGAAGGUUCAGUGAACAUCAUGCAAGAUUUUAUGCAGCUCAGAUCGUGCUCACUUUUGAGUACCUUCACUCCUUAGACCUCAUCUACAGAGACCUAAAGCCAGAAAACCUGCUCAUAGAUCAACAUGGAUACAUCCAGGUCACAGACUUUGGCUUUGCCAAACGGGUAAAAGGCAGAACUUGGACAUUGUGUGGAACUCCUGAGUACCUGGCUCCAGAGAUCAUCCUCAGCAAGGGCUACAACAAAGCUGUUGACUGGUGGGCACUGGGAGUUCUCAUCUAUGAGAUGGCUGCUGGCUACCCUCCAUUUUUUGCUGACCAGCCAAUACAGAUCUAUGAAAAGAUUGUGUCUGGCAAGGUACGAUUUCCCUCUCACUUUAGCUCCGACCUGAAGGACCUGCUGAGGAACCUGCUCCAGGUCGAUCUUACGAAGCGAUUUGGCAACCUGAAGAACGGCGUAAAUGACAUAAAAAACCAUAAGUGGUUCUCCACAACAGACUGGAUAGCCAUCUAUGAGCGAAAGGUUGAAGCUCCCUUCUUGCCGAAGUGCAGAGGACCUGGAGACACGAGCAACUUCGACGACUACGAAGAGGAGGACAUUCGCGUCUCACAAACAGAAAAGUGUGCAAAAGAGUUUGCUGACUUUUAGCCAGGACCCCCAUCAGGUUUCCACGGCUUUGGGAUAUUUGCACUCUGAUGAGAGUUAUAAGGUGGAACUGAGGCCAUCCUGUGCUCCUAACAAUCGCCUCGUUCCUUCAUUCCACACGGCUGAAAAGAGGUCGUUUUUUGCCAUGCCCCCUGGUGCUGCUGGCACCGAUCUACACACAGGCAAAUUAUGCAGACACCUUCACGAGCUGCAAUGAAGUACUAAGAUCACAUCCUCAUUGAUUUUGUUUUAACUUUUAGUUUCGAUUCUCUCUCCUUGUUUGAAUUUGAAUGUGAAAAGCAACAUGCAAAAUGAAUUAGUCCCUUUUUAAUGAGGAACAGGAAGUGGUAGUAUGACCUAUUGUUGCACAUGGUGUUGAAGAGGGGUUUUUUUUAGUAAUUUUUUAUUUUUCUCUGUUGUCUGUUACAAACCCCAGCGUGUUUUUAAGGAAGGGGCCUGGUUGAGUUUUGAUUCAUUUAAACAGCAUUUUUAUUAUUCUGGUGUUCUCAAGACCUGGAAGCGUGUGUUUCCAUCUAGACCUUAAAAGGUGAGACAUCCUUUUCUUUUGUUUUUCUUUUUUUUUAAAGCAUGACCAAAUUGUCAACAAAAAAGGAAAAAGUGAUGCAUUCUCUCGCUUUCAGUUCUUGAGGAAAGGAAUUACUAGUUACAAGCGGUAUCAGGAAGCAGAAACAUGUAAGCGCUGUGUCAGCUAAACAGUUGUAGCAUGAUUUAUCCAUAUCUGAUCACAAGACAUUUCCUUUUUACCUCAGUCUUUUGAUGGAAAGAAAUUCUAUAUUUUCUAGGUACGAGUAUAUUUCACAAGAAGUGAAUCUGAAGAUGUUUGCGUUUUGUCUCUGCACACAGUUCGUAUGUUUGUGGUACAUUUAAAAGUCUGUCCAGAAAUGCACUCGCAUGGCAUUUUACAAUCGCUGAAAGGUCAGUUUGUUACAUUAUCUGAAGGAUACAAAGCAGUGGUGCUCACUUGGGGUGAUCUUUGUCCCCUUUGGGUUGUGUUUUGAGUAUAAAUGCUGUGUCUGAGCAGAGCACUCAGCCAAGAUUGUGAUGUUUUCUUUUCUUUUUUACUUUUGCAUGUGUAUGGUUGUGCAGCAGCGUUACUGGAAGCUAAUAGUGUCCCCACUUUUUUUGUUUUGUAGCCUUGGAAUUGUGUCACAGCAUGAAGUGUGAAAGCAGGUGAUAUUUUGGUCUAUGUAACACAAAUGCCAUAAACAGUGCUGCAUAAUCACGUCGCAGCAAUAACAGAACUACCAUGAAGUAUUGAUUUAUCUUUGUCACAGCUAGACUGCUCCAUCUUUGGCCUGCAGUUAUAACUUGUAGUCUUUACACUGUUUCCUAACUGAAUUAAUCAAAAUUUACCUAUUCUGCUUUGCAAAGCUUAGUGGCAACUGACUGAAAUUGCUAAUGAAUAGAAACGUUACAUUUUUAAGGGGAAUAAGGUAAAAACAAAAAAAAACUUUUUUUUUUAUUAUGCCACUUCUUAGGAUUAUUUUUGUUUGUUUUAUUUCAAUGAGACAAAUAUAACUUCUAUGAGGGAUUCUUCUGACUCAUUGCAUAUUGUGCUGCUAAAAUUUAGUCCCUGACUCCACAUUCUUUUCUCCAGCAUGACAAAAUAGUGCAUCUAUAAAAAUCUAUAUUUCAGAUGCUGAGUACCUACAUAGGUGGUAUGCCUUUGAUGUGUUUUUUUUUUUCUUUUCUCAUAGCAGAUAUAUUUUUGAUUUUGGAAAGCCUGUAGUCCUUUAAAGAGGAGUUUCUCUCUCCCUGUCAUCCACAGUGAAGUCUAAAUUUCAAAUUCUAAGAUACUGGACUCCAGUGGGCUGAGGAGGAAUCAAAAUACACAAAAAUGUCCUCGACAGUCUUUCCAAACUGACACCUGAAUCUUUUCAUAUGAAAGAAUAAAAAGCUAUUCUGUUCAAUUGAAACAUUCUUAAACAACUAAAUUCAAAAACAGGAUUUAAGUAAUUAUUUGUUUUAAUCAUUCUGUCUGAGCACAUGUACAUUUUAUGUAAUUUAAUUUAUAAAGGCACAACUGCUACUUAUGCAUUUUAUUUAUAUAUAGAAGUCUAACAAAAUAACAUUUAAUUUUCCAUAGGUCUCAGUAUGUGUAUGCAGACCUAAAUUGUUAAGCAUUGCAAACACCAAAAUUGUUUAUUUAUGUUUUUAUUUCAUUUGCUACAUCUAUAUUCGAUGCAUAUUGACACCUCUAAUGCCUCCUGAAAUGUUUUUUUUUUUUCCUUUUGUAUUUAUUCGAAAUUAUAUUUUUUUGUCCAGUUUGAAGGGUGAACAGAUGGUAUGCCUAAAAACAAUUUCCAAUGUUUUUGAAUUUGAUGAAUCUCACCUGGGCCCACAAGCAUGUCUCUGUCCAACUGCCUGUGUGUAAAUCCUCUCAGAAACAAAUAUGUAGGCAAUCGCCAGCUCUUCUUCUGUAUCAUCUGUUCGACCCUCCCUCAUGUGUGUGAUGUUUGUUGACAUUUGAUGUGAAACGACGGCACCUUUCCCUGAGCCACUUCACACUCCUCCUGACUGAAGGAAAUCAGUUCUAUGAAUUCUUGUAGCUAGUCACACGUGCCAGUAUGGGAAUCAAUAAUCUGAAAUGUGUCUGUAAUUUAGUUUGUGGAUAUUUUUGCACAUCAUUUAGAAAGCUGACACAUUUUUUCCCCCUCAAUCAUAUUUACUUGUGUUUGCAAGCGAAGUACACUUUGCUGUAGCAGAUUUUAUGUAACAAAGAGGAUAUGUCAUUAUAAUAAAUUCUUUUUAUUGAAAU